AUGUCAUACCGAGGACAGUAUCUGCCACGAGGCGCUCGAGCAGCGGCAAGAGGCAAGCCACGCGGGAGAGGCAGAGGCGCAUGGCAGUCCGCGAACCGCACACUCGUCAUCAACAACGCCUCAUCGAACCCUGUAGCCAAUUCAUCAGCACCUGCAGCGCUUGCUGGCAUUGACGAUCUCGAUGGAGAGGCAAUUAAUGAGACGCCGUCGGACGACAUACAGCCAGACAAGGAUCCUGCGCCGAGUUUGCGCAGUCCGUCAGAGGAAGGAGAAAUUGCCGAGUCCGUCGAGCCAGCCCCACCAUUCCACCUCGCCCAACCCGGAUCCAUCGUCAUCAACGACGUCACCUUUGUCAAGCGUGGCAAUAAGCUCAUUCGCGCCCGCCAGCCAGGUGGGACCACGGUCCAACCAGUAGCCUCGACGUCGGCCACAGUAGGAUCCCUGACCCCCAAACGCGCUUCCAUACAGGGACAGCAAUACAUUCGCACAAAGACUGGCAAUCUCGUCAGAGCGGACGCUUACGCCGCACACGUCAAAAGUCAGGCCAAUCUCAAAGCUAAAAGAGCGCGAUUGGAUACACUGGUCGGUCAGCUCGGUCGCGUACAGCCGAGCAGAAACCGUGGAAGCACAAGGGGCAAGAGAGUGCCCCGACCCGUCAUAACAAGACAGAAGAUCAAUUCUCUCUGCCCACAGUAUACGAUACAAGGUCAAUGUACUAAAGGUCUGACGUGUCCAUACAUCCACGACCCGACGAAAGUGUCCAUCUGCACCAGAUUCCUCGCGAACAAGUGCGAACUAGGCGAAUCUUGCCUCCAUUCUCACUCGACAGACGCCCACAGGAUGCCCCACUGCACCCACUUCCCCCGCUGCAACCGCGGUCGAGACUGUCCCUUCCCGCACGUCGGUUUGCCGGCCGAUAGCCCCAUUUGCGCUCCCUUCGCCACGCUCGGGUAUUGCGAAAAAGGUCUCGCCUGUCGCGAGCGUCACGUCAGGGAGUGUCCAGAGUUCGGCAUCAAGGGCACUUGCACGCGCGCCAACUGCAAAUUACCUCACAUCCUGAGGCGCAAAGGUCCCUCCACCAGCGAGUCCAUAGUAACUCCUAGCACAACCGCAUCUUCGGCACCUCAAGCCGAGCUCAUCAUAGAUCAGAGCGCAUCGGAAGCCAGCGAAGACGAGAUAGAGAGCGAAGUAGAUGAAGACAUGUCAGACGCGAGCGGGGAAGAUCUUGAGGAAAUGACGUCAAAUGAGCAUUUUUCCGAUCCGCUGGCAGGCAAUGAGGAUACCAUCCUGUUUGACGAUUUUGACUUCGAAAGCACGAGCUGA
Messenger RNA from Mixia osmundae IAM 14324, 1323 nucleotides. RefSeq lists its product as uncharacterized. Gene Ontology annotation, cellular component: nucleus. The coding region runs from base 1 to 1323 and encodes 440 amino acids. The transcript has 4 exons. Gene Ontology annotation, molecular function: metal ion binding. The record is from RefSeq and is a predicted model, not a curated record. NCBI's taxonomy places the organism in Eukaryota, Fungi, Basidiomycota, Mixiomycetes, Mixiales, Mixiaceae.